This is a messenger RNA of Antrostomus carolinensis (chuck-will's-widow), 1113 nucleotides long. RefSeq names its product BCL2 like 14 (gene BCL2L14). The coding region runs from base 25 to 1113 and encodes 362 amino acids. Lineage: Eukaryota; Metazoa; Chordata; Aves; Caprimulgiformes; Caprimulgidae. The transcript has 7 exons. Gene Ontology annotation, biological process: regulation of extrinsic apoptotic signaling pathway. The record is from RefSeq and is a predicted model, not a curated record.
GCAAUAGACCUGGAAGGAACCAAGAUGUCUUCAUCAGAUGACAACAGCAUGGAAGAAAUACUGCAGGAAGAUGAUGAGCGAGACAGCAUAGAAUACAAGAUCCUAAUGGCCUACGCCCAGCGGCGGUUGUCUGCCAGUAAAUACAGGAAACUUCUCAAAAAUGAGGCUAAUGUGCAGAAGUCAUCGUCCUUAAUCAGGAGAAAAGUAAAGAUUGACCGUCAAGGGUAUAACGAAGGACUAGGCCGAAGAGUAGUUUAUCAGGGUCCAAUGCAACAGCAGAGCAAAAAGCAACCAAGAAGAAAAUACUGGCCAGGAUAUCAUCUACCUUUUCUCUGUGGCAGAGGAAAUCAGGAAGAGCCCCCAAUGCUGUCAUUGUACCCAGGUUGUGCAGCACAUUUCUCCAUUUCUGAGGCCCAAUCUGAAAGCCGUCAAGAAGGGAAUUCUCAGAAUCAGACAAAGGAACUGACCGUGGGCAAUACCAUGCUCACAGUAAGGUCUAAGACUCACAGUCCUAUAGAGCAAUUAAUUUCCUUCUUUAUUUCCCACCCUCCUUCCCAAUUAGGUGAAACAGCAGUUGUCAACCACGUUGCAGACCAACUUGCCAAGCUUGUUACUUCCAGAUCCCAGGAAUCUCCUUCAGAUGUGUCAUACCAGACACCGUUUCGUGACCUCAGUCAGGAACAAGAUGAGAGUGAUCCUACUGAUGGAAGUGAGGGCAAGGAACAUGACAACGAAGAAGAGAUAAUACAAAAAAUAGUUUCACUGUUAAAACAAUCAGGGGACCGACUAGAAGAAAAGAUCAAAAAGGACAGAGUUUUCUAUGAGCAAUUUACAGGCAUGCUGUCCUACACCUUCUUCGAAAGGAUCACUGAUUUGUUCCUGGAGAACGUCUUAGCAGAUACAACAAGCGAGCCAGAAGGCCAGGUACAACGCGUGAAAGUUGCCUUUACAAUGGAAAUUGCCACCAGACUUACUGCUGUGGACAACCAUCCUAUGAACCUGGUCUUGGGCUUUGGAUUAAAGUACCUCAGGGAGCACUUCAAGCCGUGGAUUCAGGACCAGGGUGGCUGGGAGAAGGCUUUGACUUCACUGGAAGAGGAAGAAGUAGAGUAA